Molecule: messenger RNA, 654 nt
Organism: Scomber japonicus (chub mackerel)
Lineage: Eukaryota; Metazoa; Chordata; Actinopteri; Scombriformes; Scombridae
Gene: nxt2
Product: nuclear transport factor 2-like export factor 2
Exons: 4
Coding region: 108-539 (143 amino acids)
Biological process (GO): protein import into nucleus
Cellular component (GO): nuclear pore central transport channel
Source: RefSeq, a predicted model, not a curated record
ACCGCCGACACAACAUCGUGUAAAACAAAGAUAGAUGAUUCAAAAGACUCCAGAAUACACUUCUGACAGCAGUUUUUAGUGCAAUUUAUACAUAUAUAUUUGUCCGAAUGGCAACCACGCUGGAUUUCCGGACCCAUGUGGACCAGUCAUGCAGAUAUUCAGAAGAGUUUGUCAACAUUUAUUAUGACUGCAUGGAUAAGAAAAGGAGGAACCUGACCCGGCUCUACCUGGACAAGGCAACCUUGGUGUGGAAUGGAAAUGCUGUGUCUGGACAGGAUGCACUGGGAGAGUUUUUUGAGUCCCUGCCAUCCAGCGAGUUCCAAGUUCAUACACUAGAUUGUCAACCAGUUCACGAACAAGCAACCCAAGGCCAGACCACACUGCUGGUGGUGACUGGUGGGAUUGUCAAAUUUGAAGGGAACAAACAGCGCUUCUUCAACCAGAACUUCCUUUUAACAGCUCAGGCUUCACCCAACACUGACCAGCCUGUUUGGAAGAUUGCUAGUGACUGUUUUCGUUUUCAAGACUGGAAUAGCUGAGACUCAUUCCUCAUUUCCCUUAAGAUGCCAGUUUUUUUUUUGUCUAUUUGUAUAUUUUUGUAAUAAAGUCAACACGUCAUACAACACAGAAUAAGAUGUUUAUUCUCAAGAAAUG